AUGGGAGUCGAUGAGUCCUUCGUUUUCGGAAUCGAUUGCGGCGAUGUCGAAGGGUUUAACGAAAGGGGAAGAGGGUUUUGUUGUGGUUGGUAUUCUGAAGAAGUGGAGUCAGUAAAAUCAUGGAGCAAACAUGAUUCUGUUUCUGCUACUGAACUCAGGAAAGUUAGGGAAUCCCUUAAAUCAGGUUCUUCUAAAUUACGAGCAUUGGUCGACGAUCCUCUUCCGGAUGCAUUGCAAUCAAUUGAAGGGACUGGAGAAGCCAUUCUCCUGGAAGGAAAUCUGCCGCAAGUAUCACCUUGGUGGCAGCAGUUUCCUAAGCGCUUGGUUACGGUACCGUUGUGUUUUUCAGCUGUUUGCUGUAACAUACGUUGUGACUUAGUAAUUAAUACUUCCGAUGUCUCAAGAAUUCAUCUGGAGCAGUGCAAUAGUUGGUCUAAUUCAGUCAUGUUUUUUGGAAUUACCUACUUAUUCGGAUUGUUGGUGGCAUGGGCAAAAAGAAUUGGUGGGGAUACACACUUGUGGGUGAAUACUUCACGGAACGGUUCAUCAAGCCAUUUCUCGCCUCAACCCCCUAAAUAG
Messenger RNA from Sphenostylis stenocarpa, 579 nucleotides. The record is from the annotation of a GenBank genome assembly. Lineage: Eukaryota; Viridiplantae; Streptophyta; Magnoliopsida; Fabales; Fabaceae.